Messenger RNA from Osmerus eperlanus (European smelt), 2089 nucleotides. RefSeq names its product netrin g2a (gene ntng2a). Gene Ontology annotation, cellular component: basement membrane. Gene Ontology annotation, biological process: tissue development; substrate adhesion-dependent cell spreading; animal organ morphogenesis. The record is from RefSeq and is a predicted model, not a curated record. Lineage: Eukaryota; Metazoa; Chordata; Actinopteri; Osmeriformes; Osmeridae.
AUGUUUGAGAAUCCAUACCUCUGCAGCGAUGAGUGCGACGCCUCCAACCCCGACCUGGCUCACCCCCCUCAGCUGAUGCAGGACCGCGAGCGCGGCGGCCUCAUCACCUAUUGGCAGACAGUCACAUGGUCCCGCUUCCCAGAGCCCCUAUUGGCCAACAUCUCGCUGUCCUGGAACAAGAGCCUGGAGCUGACAGACGACGUGGUGGUGACGUUCGAGUACGGCCGGCCCACCGUCAUGGUCCUGGACAAAUCCCUGGACAAGGGCCGGACGUGGCAGCCGUAUCAGUUCUACGCGGACGACUGCAUGGAAGCCUUCGGGAUGCCCUCCAAACGCGUCCAGGACCUCUCCGCCACCAACCUGACCCGGGUCAUCUGCACCGAGCAGUACUCGCGCUGGGUGGGCUCCAAGAACGAGAAGAACGUGCGCUUCGAGGUGCGGGCGCGCUUCUCCGUGUUCGCCGGGCCCAAGAUGAUGAACACGGACAGCCUGUACACGCGCAUGGAGACCAUGAAGGGCCUGAGGGACUUCUUCACCUUCACCAACCUCCGCCUGCGGCUGCUGAGGCCCGCUCUGGGGGGCACCUACGUCCAGAAAGACAACCUGCUCAAAUACUUCUACGCUAUCUCCAACAUUGAAGUACCGGCCAGGUGUAGGUGUAACCUGCACGCGGGCCAGUGCUCUGUGAGGGAGGGCUCUCUCCAGUGUGACUGUGAACACAACACCACAGGAGAGGACUGCUCCCGCUGCCAGAGGGGCUUCAAGGCCAAAUCCUGGAAACCAGGCUCCUACCUGCCCACGCCCAGCGGCACCCCCAACGCAUGUGAAACAGCUGGAACCCUAGGCAACUGCGAGUGCUACGGACACUCCAACCGCUGCAGCUACAUCGACUUCAUAAACGUGGUGACGUGCGUGAGCUGCAAACACAACACCAGAGGACAGAACUGUCAGUCCUGUCGCCUCGGCUACUUCAGGAACAUGUCGCUUGAGCUCGACGACGAGAACGUCUGCAUCGAAUGUAACUGUAACCAGCAGGGGUCUCUCCAUGCGCGCUGUAAUGAGUCGGGCUUCUGCGAGUGCAAAGACGGCACCACAGGGCAGAAGUGUGACAGCUGUACGGACGGAUACAGCUGGAUGGUGGGCUGUGUGGCCAACGUGUGCGACGACGACCUGUCGCCGUGCCAGAACGGGGGCACGUGCGUGGACAAGCGGAGGUGCGUGUGCUCCGAGGGCUACAAGGGGGUCCAGUGCCAAACGCUGAGCUGCGAGGGCAUGAGGGGCUGCAGGAGGGCCAACACAGCGUCCUCUUCCUCUUCAUCCCUGCCCCUCCUCAUCCUCGCCAGCCUGCUCGGCUCCGCCACGCUCAGAGCGGCCGUCUAGAGUCCACGCACUGGCCAAACUCCCAGAGGUGGAGCUCACCUGGUCGUGACUUUGAAGCCACCGAUGACCUCUACAUGACCCCUCUAGGCGACCUGGAACUGACAGUGCUGUUGCAUUCUGGGGGAUUGAGUUGCAAGGGCGUUGGAGAUCCUCUCUGUGUGUGUUGGGCAGGUCGGCUUGACAACUUGGCUUCUGUCUCUGUCUCGGAUUGGCUGGUCUGUCAGAAAUUGACGAAUCAUAGCCUAUGUCACAUACCUGAGGAGACUGGAGACGGACUUCGAUUAUGUGUGAAAAGUUGUUUUCUUGCUGUCAAUCAAGUUUGUUUCUCGAAUCACAGCUUAGUUAGUGGAAAUUCAACAUCAACUCCAGCAAAGUUCUUCUUCUGUUCUUUUGAAAUGAAGUUGUUUUCUGAUUCCCCGCGGAGACCAAGGAGUGUGUUUCUUUUGUCUGUUGGGGAAAUAAAAUACUUUCUCAAUUUACACAGGGUGAACAAUUUAAUUCAAGCCAAACUAAAAUGUCAUGUCAACAUUGUAAUGUAGGCCUAUAUAAAAAUUGGUUGAAUAUUUUUGGUAGAAAUUGUUAUUUUGUUCUAAGUAAACAUUAUCAGUCUGAUGGAUGUGAAGCAUAAUCAGUGUUUUGCCAUUUCAAACCCUCCACUGGAUUGGUUAUAAAAGAGCUGCUGUUGCCUUUCUUGGCUAUGGAAUAAAGA